Molecule: messenger RNA, 877 nt
Organism: Malus domestica (apple)
Lineage: Eukaryota; Viridiplantae; Streptophyta; Magnoliopsida; Rosales; Rosaceae
Cellular component (GO): chloroplast thylakoid membrane
Source: RefSeq, a predicted model, not a curated record
UUGGGUUUUAUCGAACCUCUUACCGAGUUGUGAAGUGUGGCUGUGGUAGUGUGGCUGUGGUUCCAUUUAUCUCCUUCAAAUCAAUGCUUCCUCUGUAUUCUCCUUCACUUCACAGUAAACCACCAUUAUCGCUGCAACCAUUUUCUCUCACAAGUUAUAAGCUUAAAACACGCAUUUCUGAAUUGCUAGAUUCUGGCGACGGCGUUUGCAGGAAGAAGAACACAAACCCACUUCGUAAUUCUUCUUCUUCAUCAUCUUCCUGUAUUGUUUAUGCAGUAGAGAACGAGUCACAGCAAUUUGAGGUAGACCCAGAUAAGGCCAGAGAAGCCCUUAAAAAUCUUGACCAGCAACUUCAAUCCAGCUCCCAAACUAAAUUCCGCCCUCCAAAGGAAAAGGCACCGGAUGUGACUUUUUCAAGAGACCGAACAAAAGAUGAACAUGUUGAGGAAUUUUCAGGAUCGUUUUUUGCAAUCACGGCUGCUGCAGUCUUUGCUUUUACCGUUUUCUAUAAUGUGUUAUUUUACACUGUUAUAAAACCAUCUAUAGAUGGACUUGAGGCAGCUCCAUCCACGGUUGUUCAAAGAGAAAUCCUAAAGGACCAGUUUUGAGCCGCCACCAGAAAUUUCUGUUCAAGAUGGAAGCGCUCAAUCGUCUUUCAGCUAAGCUUAUAAACAGGUUCUGGUUUGAAUUUGUAUGAGAAUAUGUUCACAAAUAGAAGGGGGAAGAAUUAGUAUGUGCUUGUAAUAAUGUUAAUAGUAUGAAUGUGCAACAAUAAUUACUUAUUAGUAUUACUUAAAGAAGAAAAGGACUCAAUGACCAUGGCACUAAAACAUGCUCUACAAUUCUACAUAUAUUGUGAGUACCAUGUUGAUACUGA